This is a messenger RNA of Daphnia magna, 1403 nucleotides long. RefSeq lists its product as uncharacterized. Lineage: Eukaryota; Metazoa; Arthropoda; Branchiopoda; Diplostraca; Daphniidae. The record is from RefSeq and is a predicted model, not a curated record. Bases 138 to 1376 code for a protein of 412 amino acids. The transcript has 4 exons. Gene Ontology annotation, cellular component: membrane.
GUGUGUGUUGUGAACAACAACGUGAUAAGGCAAGUCCGCCACACAUAUUUAUUUAUACCGAUGCAGUUUUUGGAUGAUAACGUAUUAAACUAAAUCUUGCCUAUAAAGACAGUCAAGACCAAACAGUCGCCAGGAAAAUGUUGGGUUCAAUAAUUGGGCUGCUGAUUUUAAUCGGCGUAGAGAGCCAUGAAAUUGCGUCCCACCAAAUGGCGAGAGUUUUACCAGAAGAACGGCUUGGAAGCGCAUGCCCAGUCGAAUUGAACUACGGCCCUCAGUGCAUAUGCGAUUUCUGGUCGUACGAAACGUACAACAUCUACUGCAACGCAUCAUCACCAGCGGAAUUGGAUACCAUUCAGCAGACAUUCGAUCAGACUCCCAUUGUUGGGCACUACGAGGUUAAAAUCAGCCUCACAGCACCAAUGUCUAUCCCUGCAAAUAUGUUCAGCAGCAAGACAGCCGCUUUUAUUACCUUCGAGUGCAGAGGAGAUGGAGUGAAACUUGGUACUAUCGACCCUCAAGCGUUCAUAGCCUCGGCUGGGAAGACCAGUGCAUUCCAAAUCAUGUCUUGCGAUUUAACUGAAUUCGACUUUGCUUUUUUGGCUCAAUUAAGAGUUCUGGAAACCAUUAGAAUAGCUGACUGCACCUUGACCACCAUGGCACGGAUGCCUUUGAUGCCACACAUGCGAAUGAUUGAAUUAUACUCUCCAACCGGACUCCGUGAGUGGUACGAUCCAGCUCAAACUCCAUUCCUCGAUACGAUCAUCAUCAACGCGGCUAAGGACACGGAUCAGGACACCAUGGAAACGAUCGUGGACACCUUGUUGUAUUACACGAAUUCACUACUGCGUUUGUACCUGGUCAAUUUGGGAUUGACUAGGAUCCCUCCAACGACGAGAAAUUUUACGAGUUUAAAUACGAUCGACUUCAGCGAGAAUCAAAUCAGCACGUUGCCUAGCGGAUCGUUGGCUUUCACGUCCACUCUGAACUCUCUCUGGCUGGGUAACAUGCCACUUCAGAAUAUUGAGCCGGAUGCGUUUCAGGGCAAUUACAGAGCAGCUUUGGUGUACAUGGUGUUCGGCAAGUUAACUACCUUCCCACGUGAAACGUACGAACUCUUGCUGGAGCAAAUGAUUUAUGCAUCCGGCUCUAUCGACAUUUACGGAAAUCCCAUUGUGUGCGAUGAUUGCCAUUUAGGCUGGCUCAUCAAUGAAAAGCGAUACUUGUUGACGAGAGUAUCGGGAACGUGCGCCAAUGGGACUAGUUUUGAUCAGCUAGAUUCACAAGCCUACGAUACCCGUUGCCAAAAGAGCAUUGGUUUGUUCACCAAGGCAUCGAGUCUUCUCGUGAUUCUUGUACUUUUUCUCCAUUUGCUAUAGUUUCUCAAAAUAAAUAGACUAACAUUC